AUUUAUCAUCGAUCCAAAGCAGUGAAUAAAGUUCGGUUUUAGUCAAGAGAGAAGAGAGAGGGAAAGGAUGUCUCAUACGAAGAUGUAGCCGUGUUUUCGAGUCACUUUGUCGCAAUGAUUUCUUUGUCUCUUUAUCAAUUGAUCGUCAUGGAGAUUGGCCUCUGGAGAGAAAGACAAUUUAUAAAUUGAAGUACAGGUUGAAUGAAAUUGAAGAAUAUAUCUGUUGUCAGUGAGGAGCGAUAUUUGCGAACGUACACGCGUUUAAUAGUAAUCAGUGUACGAUGUUGGAAGGUGGACGUGCAGUGAUUUGGCUCCUUGUAUCAGCCCCACGAGCUGCACGCCACCCGAAAGAUUCACGUACUAACCCAGUUGCACCUGUUUGAACCCACCAGUUGCAGAGUCCUGCACCGUAACCCCAUGACGCAUUUAACACAUGGCCCGCCUGGAGAUACCAAGUAUAGUGGUGCAUAAAGGCAGCAGGUCGCACAGUCGACCUGAGAGUCCCACGGUGGUGGUGCGCGGAGGAAUGCCCUCACUGCCAUCCUCCAGGCAAGGCUUCAUCAUAAGUGGCUCCAAUACAUCAUAUCAGAAAAACUCGGAGUCAGAUAUGAUAGACGGGAAUGCCAAUCCGAAUGUCGGCUCUUCUCCUACACCGAAUUCAUUCCACCGUAGCUCGCCCUCUUGUCCCCCUGACAAAUCAGACACAGAAAACAAAAACUUUCGUAAUAGGACGAAUACGAAAGUGAAGUUGCUGGUCAGGAGCCAUGCUAUGAGAGAGUCGACGUCUCCCCCGAGGGAGCCACACAACGGAUCGUCGUCUCCACAUAGUCCUCAAUCGGUGGACGGUGAAAAGAAAUUCGUGGGCAGCCUGUCUCCUAAUUCCACUAACACGAAGCUCAAUAACAACGAGUCAAUGUUCAACAGCAAUCUUUGUCCGAAUCAGUCUCCGAAGCAAAUGCGUAACACAGCUACUUCACCCACUUGCCGAGCUCCGUCACGAAAUGGUCAAUCUAGUCCUUCUCAAGUUCUCUCGCCAAAGAAUAAUACUUCUCCAACGAAUGGUAAUAAGUCGGAGAAUCAUCGCUCCGUCAAGAUGACAGGCUCACACGUGAUCCAGAAAUGCAAUAAUUGCGUGAAGAACAAUCAAAAUGAUCGACCUGGCUUGCUUCAAACGCCUGUAUCUCCUUCAAAGUCUGGUCAGGCGUUACAGCAUUCACCGAAGAGCACCAACUUGGCUCAAAACGCGCAAAACAAUCAUCAGAAUUCGGAGCAACGUAGGCCGAACACAUUGAAUAUUUGCAACAACCAAUGUUCGACUCAGUGCGGCAAUACUUUGUCCGUAAGCAGAUCUGGUUCUCAGCAUAAAUUGAGGCAUCAGAAUUCUUCCCAGGGUAGCUUCGAUAGCGCAUCCCCUUGCCUCUCACGAGAUAGCAGUACGGACUUGUACACGGACAGUACUGGAAUAGAUCUGGAGCAUUUCAUCGCAAAAACCAUAAAUCGUAAUCAGAAGGAUCGAACGGUGCUAUUAAAAAUCGAGAAAGAUCUAAUAGGGUUUGCAAAAGAUAAACAGAAAGUUUGUCAUAAAUUUCCGCAUAUGACCUCUUACAAUAGAAUGUUGGUGCAUCGCGUGGCAGCUUACUUUGGCAUGGAACAUAAUGUAGAUCAAUCUGGUUCUAGUGUGAUAGUUACUAGAACAAAAAAUAUGAGAAUUCCAAAUACUCGCUUUAAGGACCACAUCAGAGAUGAUUUGAUUCUAUCUGAAGAACCGCGAAGGAGUAUUCUGAAAAGAGAUUCUAGCUCAUUUGAGGAUAACUUUAAUUUCAAAUCACCUGAUAGGUUGUCUGGCGAUUAUUGUCGACAAAAUAAGAGUUUCGAGGAAAGGGAGGAGGAGUAUGAACGUGCCAGGCGAAGGAUAUUUAAGGAUAGCAGCGGAGAAAGUAGCGAAGUUACUUCAUGGCCAUAUUGGUCCUCUUCAGAGAGCUUCGAUGCUUCUGCGAAAUAUCGUUUAUUACAUCCUUCGGAUCACACGAUGAGGCAAACAAAGCUCUUGAAAGGGGAAUCUUUUGAUGGAAGAGAAUCUUGUCGUGGUUCAGUAUUGAGACCAUCUGUUUCCAAGUCCUUUAGUUUCGGUGGUUAUACCAGGGGAAUGCUUUCUAGAGGAGACAGUGUUACGUCUACUCGUAGUGCAGGAGCUCGUCUUAUGAAACAAGAGAUUAAAUUUGUUGCAGACUCAGGUGCUAGUAUGUGUUCCCGGCUAAGCCCGUCGAGUAGCGGUUAUAAAUCACAGAGUCAACGCAGCGAUGCAACGAUAUCGCCGUCUCCAUCGCCAUCCCCUGUGGCAACCAUGACCUGCAGUCAUACCCAAGUAUCUAGUCACGAUCUCGCUUCUCCAGAAUCGAAUAAUCAAACGGUUAUAUGGGCCGUUACUAGUAUAUCAAGUGUACCGCCAGGUAGCAUAAUUAUAAAUCCGCAAACGAAUCAGCCACAUACAAAUCCGGAUGGUUCAAUUUAUCGCUUCGAUCCAGAGAACCCACCAAAAUUUUAUACUUCUUCUGCAUUGCCACAUGAGAACGAGAGGAAUAACAUGUCGCCCGUCAAAACGAUAGAAACAUCCGAGCCAUCCAAAGUUACAAAUAACAUAAAAGCUGAAAAUAAGAAAAAAUUGCAAUCUAGUAAACACAAUGGUGGUGGUAAUACAACGACAGUCACGCAUGUAACAAAUUCAGCGACAUCGCCAAGUUUGCCGUUUACACCACCACCUCAACAGAAUCCUGGACCAUUACAACAACAACAACAGCAACAACAACAACAACAGCAACAACAACAGCAACCGCAGCAGCAGCAACAAACUCUAGUCAAAUCGUCUUCGACAGUGCAAACUUGUAAUCAUAAUCCAGCAGCUCAUCCAUACACGACCUAUGUACCUACCUCAGAACCGUAUAACCAGGGUGUAUAUGCACCCCCUGUGGGACAACAGACUGUGAUGAUGGCUCCCCAUCCAAGUCAAAGUCAAACGAAUGUGCAAAACAAUGGCCAAGGUGAUGUAUUUAAUCAGAAUUCGGUUUACGCGAAUUAUGCGGUACCUGUACAGCAAGGGCCAGUGUCGCAAACAACGGAGAUAACUGAAUUGUCUGGAUAUUUUAUGGGUAUGAGUAUUUACGAUCAACGUGUAACUGGUGAUAAUCAUUCUACGCCACCACAUUCCUACCCGCAACCGCAACCAUCUACAAAUCAAACUGUGCAAAAUGUACAGACAAUGCCGCAGAAUUAUUGGCAGCCACCACCCAAUUCUGUACCGCCACAACAAACAAUGUACUUUGUACCUCCACCUGGUGCAGCACUUUCGGUUAGUCAGGGUCCAGGUGAUAGACAACAAUUGCAUCAACAACAGCGAUUUGCAACAAAUUAUUCUUUCAAUGCACAAGCUAUGACUCCUCCGAGCCAAUCAAAUUCUAAUUACGUGGGUAGUUAUCCAGUCCAUUACAAUUCGAUGCCUGCUGUAACACCAGCACCAGGCGAUUACACGUAUCAACCACCAGUUCAUAUGGUCCCUACAUACUAUCCACCAGGUCAAACAGCAAUGCAACCACCACCUGUCAUGUACAGAGUACCAACACCACCAAAUACUCCAACUUCUAAUCAAAUGCCUGGGAUGCCGUUGAUGUAUGUUAACUCUGGCAGCUAUCCACCACCAGCGAUGGUAUCUAAUGGAACUUUCGGUCAUCAAGUCGGACACAAUGGCACAUCACCUGCGCCUCCUGGGACCUACAUGGCUCCUGCUUUGGUUCCCAACCUCGUUUUUAGGCAAAACGUUCCUGUCGUUACUGGUGUCCGAGCUUCAACGCCGGGUAACUCUCAGAGAACAAGUAGAUCGCCGACUCCAGCACACGAGCUGUUCGGAAGUGGGAGCGGGGAUAGAAACGCACAACCCCAACCACGUUACCCACUGCCAAUGUAUCAGGGUGUCCAUAUUGUCCAAGGAGAUAUGAGAUUGAUGCAUCCUGCAGUACCAGCUAAUCCGCGGUUGCAGUAUGCACCAGUACCAUCACCACCUGUUGUUCAAGGUUGUCCACGACCAUAUCGACCGCCUUCUUAUUCGUCUAACACUUCAGGCGCUGGUACUCCCACGUCGUUUGAUGGGAGAAAUCAGAAAAUUCGUAAACAGAGGUCCAAAGUAGCACCGUUGCCACCAACAGGCGCGCGGCCCAAUCUUUAUCAAACUCCUUCCAUGCCAUCGCUCUCGUCUAACGUUCCGAAAGAUAUCAGAGAAGGGACCGUGAAGGUGACAAUCACCCGUCGAAAUCAACUGGUACAAUAUUAAGUAUUUGGGCCAAUUUUGGAAGAGGAUCAGCAUUGAACAUAAAGAAAGGACAAUUAAAUCGUUACAGGCUGAUUGAAAAGAACCGCAUAAGCAGCUCGUGGUUUACCGCUAUACAAACACGAUUCUUAUUAUUAAUAUUAAUGAUACUUUUAAUUAAAUAUCUAAGAGAGGAGAAAUAUAAAAAGCACACACUACUAGAAUAUAAAAUUCACAUGUUACAAAUUGAGGAAGAAACAAAGAAGAACGGAAACCUCCCCUAAGAUAAAACGAACACAUUAUACAUCCCUUUUGAUAAAACGCGGAGGAUGAUAUCGAUAAAAAGAAAAAAUGGAAGCUACAUUGAAUUCGUUCACACCGACUACAUAAUAAAAUCUGAACUAUCACAAUAUUCAAAGAAGAAAGAGAAAAACAGCAGAGGAAAAAUUGGGUGUACAAAGGAAGGAUAAUCUGUGCGUUGUUUUUGGCGUA
Eufriesea mexicana is the source of this 4789-nucleotide messenger RNA. Its product is annotated as R3H domain-containing protein 1. Bases 434 to 4321 code for a protein of 1295 amino acids. NCBI's taxonomy places the organism in Eukaryota, Metazoa, Arthropoda, Insecta, Hymenoptera, Apidae. Gene Ontology annotation, molecular function: nucleic acid binding. The record is from RefSeq and is a predicted model, not a curated record. The transcript is spliced from 16 exons.